Molecule: messenger RNA, 312 nt
Organism: Nezara viridula (southern green stink bug)
Lineage: Eukaryota; Metazoa; Arthropoda; Insecta; Hemiptera; Pentatomidae
Source: the annotation of a GenBank genome assembly
AUGCGUUGUAAUUACCGUUGUGUAACUUUGGCGGAGGAAAAGGAGAGAAAAGUUGCGAGGACAUCGAGGACAGACGGAAGGACUAGACACACGACAGAUGUGGCUGAGGUAAUGAUGGAGACAGAUGACAUACGGUCACCGCAACACUGUCAUCUACCCCACCGGACCGCAUCACAUGCCGAUUUACAUCUGCGUAUGUCCAUGUUCUUUGUCGGCGUGGAACCUCCCGAACUCCCGUCGAAGAGGAAAUAUCCUGGCCAGGGAAGCGUUUCAAGUCUAUAUGCUGGACUUUUUAAUGAUUCGAGAAAAUAA